UACACAAAGUUAUAGAUGUCACAUUUUCCUUAUUUCCCUCUCUGCCUAUAAUCUCCACAUUUUACUCCACUGUUAGUGGCUAGAGAAAGACUCUCUCUUCUCUACAUCUCACUUAAAAGCAAUCCUAUUGCCAAAUUGUUAAUCUCAUUUAUUAGGUACAAACCUUUUAAAAAAUUAAACUCAUAUAUACAUUCUUCAAAGAGUGAAGAGACAGAGAUGACGAUUGAUCAGCCACGGUACCCCUCUGUCGCUCAUAAGGUAGCUGGCAACUUCAUGGUUAGAUCUACCCAAAACCGAGAUCUUCUGGCAUACCAAAGGCAAUAUAAAUAUGGAAAUCAGACUAAGCCCUGGUUGCAUCGAUGUGAAGGGAAAUAUGACAUGCCGAUGGUUUCAUCCUACUCAUCACCAGUUUUUGUCCAAGCUCCUGCAGAGAAGGGGUUUUCCAGUUUUGCAGUUGAUUUUCUUAUGGGUGGUGUCUCAGCUGCAGUCUCGAAGACAGCAGCUGCUCCAAUUGAGCGCGUGAAACUCUUGAUCCAAAACCAGGAUGAGAUGAUCAAGGCUGGGAGGUUAUCGAAACCAUACAGUGGCAUAGGUGAAUGUUUUAGCCGAACAAUGAAAGACGAAGGAGUUAUGUCUUUGUGGAGAGGCAACACAGCAAACGUUAUUCGUUAUUUCCCAACUCAGGCCUUGAAUUUUGCGUUUAAGGAUUACUUCAAGAGGCUUUUUAACUUCAAAAAGGACAGAGACGGUUACUGGAAAUGGUUCGCUGGCAACCUUGCAUCAGGAGGUGCAGCCGGUGCAUCUUCCCUUUUCUUUGUCUAUUCUCUUGACUAUGCCCGAACAAGGCUAGCAAAUGAUGCUAAGGCUGCAAAAGGGGGAGGGGAACGACAGUUCAAUGGCAUGGUUGAUGUUUACAAGAAGACAUUAGCAUCUGAUGGAGUUGCUGGACUUUACCGUGGAUUUAAUAUUUCAUGUGUUGGGAUCAUUGUGUACCGCGGUCUCUACUUUGGUUUAUAUGAUUCUUUGAAGCCUGUUGUCCUCACUGGGUCGCUACAGGAUAACUUCUUGGCUAGCUUUGCACUAGGGUGGUUAAUCACAAAUGGUGCUGGACUUGCAUCCUAUCCGAUUGACACUGUUCGUAGGAGAAUGAUGAUGACAUCUGGUGAAGUAGUGAAAUACAAAAGCUCAAUGGAUGCUUUUACUCAAAUCAUGAAGAAUGAGGGUGCAAAGUCUCUCUUCAAGGGUGCUGGCGCAAACAUUCUUCGUGCUAUUGCUGGCGCUGGCGUCCUUUCUGGCUACGACGCACUCCAGUUACUUGUACUCGGAAAGAAGUAUGGUUCUGGUGGCGCUUAAGUUUGAAUAUUUGCCAUCUCUCUACGUAACAUUAAUACUCCCUAACGAAGACUUACUUUUCGUUAGUACUUCAGUAGGAGAUGUGAUAUAUAUUGCAGCAGCUGCUGGUUCAAAGUUGCUAGUUUAGUUUCAGGUUCCUAAAUUAAGGCAAUGUAUAAUGUCCAAUUUUGUUAGACAUGGCAAGGCAUAGCUUGCAAAAAGGUGCAAUUUUCUUUUCCCCCACUUUAUGGGGUAAUCUUUUAAGUAGAUUAUGUAGCCAACUCAAUAAUGUAGUUGAGUGUUUUCUAUGUUAAAUCUUCAAUUAUUUCUCUGUU
Capsicum annuum is the source of this 1667-nucleotide messenger RNA. RefSeq names its product ADP,ATP carrier protein 1, mitochondrial. Gene Ontology annotation, cellular component: mitochondrial inner membrane. NCBI's taxonomy places the organism in Eukaryota, Viridiplantae, Streptophyta, Magnoliopsida, Solanales, Solanaceae. The transcript has 4 exons. Gene Ontology annotation, biological process: mitochondrial ADP transmembrane transport; mitochondrial ATP transmembrane transport. The record is from RefSeq and is a predicted model, not a curated record. Gene Ontology annotation, molecular function: ATP:ADP antiporter activity. The coding region runs from base 217 to 1353 and encodes 378 amino acids.